AUGACCUCUAUUCAAGAAAACACAGAACAGAAAAAGAACACAGAGCUGUUUUUUAAGUUGGACGAUAAUUACGGCAUGACCAUACGCCGUCUCAAGUCCCUGCAAGUCGCACUGCAAAGAAAUCCAGAGCAAUGCCGCUGGUAUAGAGGUAUUCUAAACAGAUACGAAAGAGAAGAUAUGAUCGAAACCUUUUCUAGCCAAAGCGACGAGUCAGCUGGCGUCUACUAUACGCCUCAUGCAGGGGUGUGGAAACCCAGAAAAAGGGUUCCUUUGAGAAUCAAUUUCGACGCCUCCUCAAAAAAGAGAGGAAAGCUACCUCUGAUCGACGACAUCGAGAAAAGCACGUCGUUCAUCAACAAAAUUCACGACAUGCUUCUGACGUCGCAAACAAGCAAAGUCGUGCUCAAGUGUGAUGCCGAAGCCGUCUCGAAGAACAUCACAAAGACACCACAAAGAUCUUCGUAG
Haemonchus placei is the source of this 465-nucleotide messenger RNA. NCBI's taxonomy places the organism in Eukaryota, Metazoa, Nematoda, Chromadorea, Rhabditida, Trichostrongylidae. The record is from the annotation of a GenBank genome assembly.